GGUAUUUCUUCGACGAACCCAACAAAAGGCCAUUAGAUUAAAAAAAAAAAAAAAACAGAACGAAGGCGUCACUCACAAAUAUUUUACUGUACGUUAACCAUCCCAACCUAAUACAUUUGUCGAAGCAUUUGUUAAGGUAUCCCGCAUUAGUCACAACUGCAUUCGGUAUCAUUCAUAAAAGACUCGUUCCUCCUCUCCCAAGAGGUAGUUUGGGAAACAUGGCGAGCAAAUGUUUUGUAUUUUACUAUUGUUGUGUCCGGUAGUCUUGUUGUAUUCAUGGAACUAGUAAACUAGUUUUAUCAGCCGGUGUAUUGUUUCGCGUCACCCGACAUGUGUUUUGUUCGAAUAAGUUGUGCACUCUCUUUACAAGAUGAUGGUAUAACGUGAGAUUAUCGAGUGUAUUUUGAUUUUUGUUAGUCGUGUAAGUCGUGCACUCUAAAAUGCGAGAUGCUGAUAUGAUGCAUAUAUAAGAUGAAAGCACCUAUAGUAUUCUUAUCUUUGGUCGAGUAAGUUGUGCACUCUGAUUGUUUAAAUGAUGGAAUAACGUUAAAGUAUCGUUGUGUUCGGGUCUAAUGCUUCUUAUAGCUGUUCAAUUCGUAUUCUUUUCAUAUUUAACGUACAUCUACAUAAUAUAGUGCUGUGAAUGUGAUAUCGUGUCUAAAUACUUAUAUAUGUACCAAGUCAACAAUUAAGUGAGAUACUCGUACAUGGAAAUUAUCAUUUUACUGAUAAAGUGCCGAUACUAUCAAUAGCGUUGGAUACGUUGAAUUCCUUGUCAAUAUCUCCUCCCUGUGUCACGGAUCCGAUCUCCACCUCAACCAGAAAUAAUCUUCCUUCUGCUCAAGAAUGUCCAACAUUUUCAACCACGAGACGGCCGAGCCAGCCCUCCAAACCAUGGCUAUAAAUAAAAUCAUUCAGCAUUCGUUUCGAGAAGAAAUCAUCAAAAAUCGCAACAAGAAAACACUACGUCGAUUAUGCAGCAACAUGAAACGAUACGUUCGAGUCGACCUGCAUCAAAAAUCAUUCCAACUUUGCCAAAAUAAACCAAAGAUAUUCAUCGAUCCGGUAAAUUCCAGCAGGAGUAAUAUCAGUACUUCUUCUAAAAUCCAAAUCACAAUGCAAAAGUACACAGAUUCGCUCAUCAAUAGCGUUAAAGAUUGGCUCGAUUACCACAUGUCCGCUUGUUUCCAUCGAACCACUAAACACAUGAAUAGAAUUUACUUCCUGAGACGUUUUCAUCAAUUCUCGUACCACCCAGAUGGUACCAUUAAUUACGUGAAAACAGCCAGAAAUAUAUUAACGAACGAUAAAUUCAGCCAGAUUGAUAAGUACGCCAUCGCGUGCCUUUACUGCUUCGAAGAAGAAAUCAGGAGCAUAUGGCCUGAAAUAUCAGAAAACGUUCACGUGGAUGAAAUCUCAUCGGAUUUAUUUCCCCUGCAACAUUAUUGGACUUGUCGAAUGACCAACCAGUUGAACAAGAUACAUUCUACGCGAAAUUCCAAAGAGUUGAGCGUGAUUAUGCAACGAUUUGUGUAUCGUGUAUGGGAAAUUGAGUUUUUUUGGAAUCGUCUAAGCUCAGCUAAUAAAGAAUUCGCCAUGAGGUACUUCUUCAGCGAGAAUAUUCAAUACAAGAUGGAAUUCUUUGUCAAAUGUCUGUGUUCGGAACCGAACGAGGAGUUGAUUCGACGUAUUGUGAAGAAUCAUGGUCCGAGUAUUAUGCUCGAGUUGGUUACAAAUAGUCAUAACUGUAAGUUUGCUUUACCUGUGUGGUCAAGAAUUGGGAAUAUGUUUGAAGGAGAACAAUUUAUUCAAAUUUAUGCGAAUGUGUUCCAAAGAAGGGAUAAUAAUCCUGAUCCAAAUCACCAACUCGAGAUUGAGCAAAAGCUCUGCAUCGAGGUGUGGAAUAGUGCUCCGGAGGAGCUGAAGAAAUAUGCCAGCAAGUCUUUCAUUAGUUCUACGAGUAUGGCGUUGCAUAGAUUGAAAAAUUUAGUUAAUCAAUGAUCAGUAAGACUGUGAGCUUUGUUUAGUAAAAUGUUGGAAGAAUAUGGCAGGUGCCAUAAAACUCAGUGGAGACUUUCAUUAUGAGUAGGGCUAGGAUUUUUAUGCGCUAAAAAAACAGUUUUAAGCGCUUAAAAAAAGCAGUUAAAAUGGCCAAAAAAAGCAAAAUUAUGCGCCAAAAAAUCUGAAAAAGCGAAAAUAAGCAGUUUGUAAGUGCAUCAUGUGGUAUAUCAAAAUGCAGGUAUUUUUAAGCAGAAUGCAAAAAUCCUAUUGGAUUCCCUAUCAAAUUUAAACUGAAUUAUUUAAAUCAGAGAAAUAGUAAAAAUCAUUUAUUUUAGAUUUAAUUUUUGAACAAAAACAUUAAAUGUACCUACAAGUGUCAGAUUACAAGAUUUAGGUAAAUAAAAACUAACUGAUUCAAAAUUCAAACGUUCGUUUGCAAAAUCAGGGAUCAAAAUCAUCAAAAUGUUUUUUUUUUUUUUUUUUUUCAACUAAAAUGGUUUGAAAGUGAUUUUUUUGACAAAACAACGAAAAUUCGAGUUUUUAGAACAAUUUUUUGUCGUUUUUCUUCGAAAUAUGCUCUAAAGUACUUGAAAAAGCGCUAAAAAAGCGGUUAUCGGCCAUUUUUUGCUGAAAAUAAGCAGUUUUAAGCGUUUAUGGUCUAAAAAAGCAAAAUUAUGCGCUAAAAAAUUUUGCAAUUCGGCUUAAAAAUGCAUGAAUCGCAAAAGAAACAUUGUUAUGCGGUAUCUACUGCAGUGCAUUCAGACAAGCAUUUGCAUAAAAAUCCUAGCCCUAAUUAUGAGUUUCAUGAACGUCACUCAGAAAUUUUUUUAGCUCUGGAGGUGAUACUGGAGGGGAUCCUAUGGGUCCUCAAAGAGGAGAUUUGUAAAAAAAAUCAAAGUUUUUUUUUGCUCCAGCCUUUACCCAACCUGUUUUGAGAAAAAAGUCCCAGUUCCAAAAGAUGGUGUUUAAGAUUCUUGUCCUCAAAAUCCAAGACCAUUAUGAGGUUGAAAAUUUGCAAAUUGCUUAUGUUUUUUAGGGAAAUUUGUGUUUUGAACAUUUUUUUUUCUGAAAUAUUCCGAUUGAAGAUUUUUUAAAAAAAGAUGAAUUUUUAAUCAUUUUCUAGAUUUUUUUGAAAUUGAAUAAAUGAUCAAAAAAUUGGCACUACUGCGCUCCAAAAUAUUUCCCCAGUUACAGAAUUGAUGUUUCAAUGUUUUGGCUUAAUCGAUGCAAAAUAUUUCACAUGAAAAAAUUUUCAAAACACAAAUUUAUUCGAAAAUAAACGAUCUGCAAAUUUUCAACACCCUAUAGAGUCCUAAAAGUGGUCUCGGAUUGAUGGCAAUAUGACUUAGGUCGACGCAGAAUCUUUCCAAAACAGGCUGAGUAACCGCAAGAGCAAAAAAAACACGAUUUUUUAGAAAAUGCUCUUUUUUUGAGGACCCCUAUCUCUCCUUCAAGAGAACCUCUGAAGCUAAAAUUUUUUCCGAGUGUGUUUCCAUUUAAAAUGAACGUCUCGAGUGUCUCGACCGAAUUUGGUCAAAAUCUAUCGACAUUCUACCUCCCAUAUCAUCUAAUUUAUUCUUAAUUAUUUCGUUAAUCGAGCUUAAUCAUUUCUUUUCAUAGACUUAAGUACCUAACUAUUUAGUGUAAUGUUUUAGGUGUCUUGUUCACACACAAUUUUUAAUUAUGUUCCUGUAUUUGGUUUAUUUUCUGUUCAUCAUACCAUGGAAAAUGUUCAGCUUGAAUAAACGAUGUUCCGUUAAAAAUAAAA
This is a messenger RNA of Planococcus citri (citrus mealybug), 3769 nucleotides long. RefSeq lists its product as uncharacterized. The transcript is spliced from 2 exons. The record is from RefSeq and is a predicted model, not a curated record. NCBI's taxonomy places the organism in Eukaryota, Metazoa, Arthropoda, Insecta, Hemiptera, Pseudococcidae. Bases 847 to 2001 code for a protein of 384 amino acids.